Diaporthe citri is the source of this 609-nucleotide messenger RNA. RefSeq lists its product as uncharacterized. Lineage: Eukaryota; Fungi; Ascomycota; Sordariomycetes; Diaporthales; Diaporthaceae. The coding region runs from base 1 to 609 and encodes 202 amino acids. Gene Ontology annotation, cellular component: membrane. The transcript is spliced from 2 exons. The record is from RefSeq and is a predicted model, not a curated record.
AUGCCACCCAAGACAGCAUCAGAGAAAGUGAACCAGGUCGCCCGCAAUGACGGGGUCGUCAACCCAUCCGGCGCCGCCAUCAGCGGCUUCGGAGCAGCAUACCUCAUAGGCGUCCCCAUCACCUCCAGCAUCACCAAAGCAGACGGCGUGUUCCACGGCCUCAUCCAGCGACUCUUCGAGGUCUUCCCCGGCGGCAUAGCCCCGGGCCGCACCAUCCCAGCCCUGACGGCCUUCUACGUGUUCAUGACCUUCGGGGCGUCGGGCGCCAUCUCGGCCGCGGGCCAGGCCAUGGGCCGCCGCGAGGGCCUGGACAACAACACGCCGCGCAAGCACGUCCACACCCUGGACGGGCUGCCGCUGCGCAUGCGGUCCGCGCACUACGGCCUGCUGGAGAACUUUGCCGGGUUCGCCGUCGCGGCGUCCCUGGCGCAGAGCCUGGCGCCUGCUGAUGCGCAGAUUGCGAACCUGCUGGGGCUGCAUGUGCUGUUGAAGACGGGCUUGUACUAUGUUAGCUACCUGGCCGACGUCGCGCCCCCUCGCACGUUGAGCCAUGUGUUGGCGACCAGCGCGGUGAUCAAUGUCUGCUGGAGGUUGGCGAACGGUGCUUAG